AUGGUGAUCGCUGUCCAGAAUGCCCAGCCUCUCGUUGAUCCCAGAAAUCUGCAGAGAGUGAGUCCGGAGGAACCAGAACACGCUUUUCUGCUCUGGAUAGCGGAGCUGCUGGAUGCCGGUGUCACCGAGAAUGACCGCAUCCAGAUCAGACGGCUUUUGCUUUCGGUUCCUCUCAAGUUUGUUGUUCUUGCUUCCGAAGAGGCAAGAUACUUUGCUCAAGCAAACAUGCGAGAGCAGAUCGCCAUGCGGCACGAGUUGGAGGCCAGAACAGCCGUCCAGAAAAUCUUCGAAUUCCAGAUGCUGCGCAAGAAGAAGAACUGGAAGGCGCAGGAUAUUGCCGACCGGUACACGAGAGAGGUGGACCAAGCCCCGCGCGACAGAAAUGAAAUGGUCAGCCUGAAGUACAUCGAGAAUUGUUUCCAUAUUUGGGAUGCUCUUUUCACAAGUCCAGAUGUCCAGGCCGUGAUCCUCGACAUGGAGAGACGACAUGGUACAAAAAGCCCUUUCCAUUUCAUGUCUCAGCUCCUUGCAGUUGAGAUGAAAUGCAAGUCAGCUGAAACAGCUUUUUGGGCCGUCAGCUUCAUGCGCUUGUACAUCGACCGCGGUUUCAUGUCCCAUGGUGAGAUGACAUUCCGAAGCUUGACCGGGCGCAACACGAACCAGAAGGGUUGGCUUGACGUGGUCCUAGAGAAAAGGACCGUGCUUGCUUGGCUACAAGGCCCCUUUGCGGACAAGCUUGGGCUGGCUGAGUCGACGAAGGCAGUGAGUUUGCUCGACUUCAUCUGGAAGGUGAUCUUUGGUCCGAAACACGAUGCUCAGUUGAAGAACUUGCUGAAGCAAAGCCGGACUCCGGAGGAGUUGAUGGGAGUGGCUCCAUUUCAGGAGGACAUCCAGAGCAUGACGGAUGAAGCCGAGCAGAAUAAGGAGGGGGAGGCAGGUGUGCUAGCAACCAACCACACGCAAGAUGAG
This is a messenger RNA of Symbiodinium sp. CCMP2456, 969 nucleotides long. Lineage: Eukaryota; Dinophyceae; Suessiales; Symbiodiniaceae. The record is from the annotation of a GenBank genome assembly.